CUGCACCCCCUGGGGCUGUCACCCAGCUGGUGUCUCCGGGGACUUCACCAGGAAGUGACACUUUCCAUUUCGUGUCACACUCGGCUGCCACAGAGGGAGGCUGGGGAAGGGGGUUGCUGCUCCCCCCCAUAGCUGUGGGGUGCACAGCGAGAGAAAGAGGGAAGGAUGGAAGAGGAUGUCAUGUAUGCUGAGCUGCGCCUGCCCCCUGCACCAGCCCCUGUGCAGACAGCACGGAUGUCCUGGCACUGGGCAGCCCUCAGCCUUGGAGCCCUGUCCCUGCUGCUCCUCCUGGCACAGAUCAUCCUCGUUGGAUUGAGCUUCCACUAUUUAGCCCGACAGGCAAGCUGCUGUCGUGGUCCUCAGUGCAUGGAGAACCUCAACUCUGGGCUACAGGCUUUGCAAGGGAGCUGCCAGUUCUGCCCAGCUGGCUGGCUGUGGCAUGCAGGGCGCUGCUAUUACUUCUCCUCAGCCAAAAGGAGCUGGGAGCAGAGCAAGGAGGAUUGCUGCUCCAGGGGAGCACAGCUGGCCAUCAUCCAAGCCAACAGCACACUGGCUUUCCUGACACGUGUGUCCCAUAUGGACGUCUUCCAUGUGGGCCUGAAGCGGAGCCUGUCUGGGCUUGAAUGGAAGUGGCUGGAUGGCACCGUGCUGCAGAGGCUCUUCCGAAUCCAACGUUCCACCAGCUCCUUCCUGGCCUGUGGCAGAGUGUCAGGAUCAGGGCUGUCUGGUGGUGACUGUAGGGAAGCCCACGGCUGGGUAUGCGAGAAAAGUGCCGUCAACCUGCAGUGGCUGCAGUCCUCACCACCUGCUUUCCUCUGGGGAAACACCACCUAUAUCUGUGCAAGGCCGUGAUGACCAUGGGGAUAGACAGUGCCCAGCACCCACACCUGCCUGCCAGGCACCCAGGGCACUGACUCUGUACUCACAGCUCUUCAUCCCUCCCCUUUGUUUAUUGUACGUUGCUAAUAAACUUUGACGCUCA
Meleagris gallopavo (turkey) is the source of this 982-nucleotide messenger RNA. RefSeq names its product killer cell lectin-like receptor subfamily G member 1. Gene Ontology annotation, biological process: regulation of natural killer cell mediated cytotoxicity. The record is from RefSeq and is a predicted model, not a curated record. Gene Ontology annotation, cellular component: plasma membrane; cell surface. Gene Ontology annotation, molecular function: signaling receptor activity. Lineage: Eukaryota; Metazoa; Chordata; Aves; Galliformes; Phasianidae.